Bufo bufo (common toad) is the source of this 2593-nucleotide messenger RNA. Its product is annotated as zinc finger protein OZF-like. The record is from RefSeq and is a predicted model, not a curated record. Gene Ontology annotation, cellular component: nucleus. Gene Ontology annotation, molecular function: RNA polymerase II cis-regulatory region sequence-specific DNA binding; DNA-binding transcription factor activity, RNA polymerase II-specific. Bases 75 to 1442 code for a protein of 455 amino acids. The transcript has 2 exons. NCBI's taxonomy places the organism in Eukaryota, Metazoa, Chordata, Amphibia, Anura, Bufonidae. Gene Ontology annotation, biological process: regulation of transcription by RNA polymerase II; central nervous system development.
CCCCGUGUAAGAGUGAGGUGGAGGAGAACGUUCCAGGAGAUGUCACCACAGAAAAUCCCUCUGAGGAAAACUUCAUGUUAUCACUGAAUUAUAAAGCAGAAGAUGAAGAUAUCAUGCAGUGCUCUUCAGGAGAAAACUUCAUUACCCUUAAUGUAUAUCCAGGACAUCACAGUACAGAUCUGUCAUAUAAUCCCCCUAAUCACGAUGAACCUUCUCCUUACCAAUCACAGUUUGCUACCACAAGUACAGGUCAGAAAGGGGGUGGAAUGUUUCACUGUGUUAAAGAGUUCACAAAAAGCUUAGGUCUUUCUACACACAGAAGAAUUCACACAGGGGAGAAGCCAUACUCCUGCCCAGAAUGUGGGAAAUGUUUUACAGAUAAAUCACAGCUUGUUAUACAUAAAAGAAGACACACAGGAGAGAAGCCGUAUUCAUGUUCAGAAUGUGGAAAGUGCUUUACAGAAAAAUCAUAUCUUGUUAUACAUGAAAGGAGACACACAGGGGAGAAACCGUAUUCAUGUUCAGAAUGUGGGAAGCGUUUUACAGAAAAAUCAACUCUUGUUAGACAUGAGAGAAUUCACACAGGAGAGAAGCCAUAUUCAUGCCCGAAAUGUGGGAAAUAUUUCACGCGAAAAUCAUAUCUUGUUAUCCAUGAGAGAACUCACACAGGAGAGAAACCGUAUUCAUGUUUGAAAUGUGGGAAGUAUUUUACACGAAAAUCAUAUCUUGUUACACAUGAGAGAAGUCACACAGGAGAGAAGCCGUAUUCAUGUUCUAAAUGUGGGAAAUAUUUUACGCGAAAAUCAUAUCUUGUUACACAUGAGAGAAUUCACACAGGAGAGAAGCCGUAUUCAUGUUCAGAAUGUGGGAAAUGUUUUACACAAAAAUCACAUCUUGUUAUACACAAGAGAACACACACAGGAGAAAAUCCAUAUUCAUGCCCUGAAUGUGGAAAAUAUUUGACAAAUAAAUCACACCUUGCUGCACAUCAGAGAAUUCACACAGGAGAGAAGCCAUUUUCAUGUUCAGAAUGUGGGAAAUGUUUUAGACAAAAAUCAGAUCUUGUUACACAUCAUAGAAGUCACACAGGAGAGAAGCCAUAUUCAUGUUCAGAAUGUGGGAAAUGUUUUACACAAAAAUCACAUCUUGUUAUACACAAGAGAACACACACAGGAGAAAAUCCAUAUUCAUGCCCUGAAUGUGGAAAAUAUUUGACAAAUAAAUCACACCUUGCUGCACAUCAGAGAAUUCACACAGGAGAGAAGCCAUUUUCAUGUUCAGAAUGUGGGAAAUGUUUUACACAAAAAUCUGAUAUUGUUAGACAUGAGAGAAAUCACACAGGAGAGAAGCCAUAUUCAUGUUCAGAAUGUGGGAAAUGUUUCAUUACUAAAGCCACACUUAGGGCUCAUCAUAGAAGUCACACAGAGGAGAAAACAUUUUGAUGUUCAACAUGUGGGAAGUUCUUUAUUAAUAAAUCAAAUCUUACAUGUGAGAAAAGUCACAAAGGAGACUGUAUUCAUAUUCAAAAUGUGGGAAAUCUUUUGUACAGAAAUCAAAACUUGUUUAACAACAGAGAAAUCACACAGAAGAGAACCUAUAUUAAUAUUCUGAAUGUGGGAAAUAUUUUCUUAGUAAAGCUGAUCUUAAAGAUCAUCAAAGAAUUUACACAGGAAGAAGCCGUGUUCAUGUUCAUAAUGUGAAAAAAUGUCUUAUUACUAAAGCCCAAAUUAGGGAUCAUCAGAUAAUUCACACAGGAACAAAGCUGUUUUCAUGUUAAGAAUGAGAGAAUUUUUUUUACUGAAGCUAAAUUUGGGUAUCCUCAGAGAAGUCACACAGCAGAGAAGCCAUUUUAAUGUCCUAUAUGUAGAAAAUGUCUACAGGAAAGUCAAACUUUGAAACUUACACAGAAUUCACAUUGUCAGACCUUACACUGGUGCAGUGGUGCCUGGGUUUCUCCCUAUGCAGGACCAGGUUCGUCCUUAGCCAGUUCCUGAUGACAAAGGCAUUGAUGCCAUUGACUGGCCCUCAAAAUCCUUAGACCUGAGUCCAAUUGAGAAUGUCUGGGACAUUUUGUAUCAGUGCAUUUGAUGCUGCCAUCUAGCGCCACGGACUAGUAGUUCACUGAUGCAUUAUUCUCAGUUUAGGAGGAGAUCCCCAGGACAUCAUCUGCUGUCUCAUCAAGAUAAUGCUCAGAUGUUGUCAGGAAUGCAUAUAGGCAAAUGGGGGAAUACAUGCUACUAAGUCACAUUAUGAGUUGUCGUGAUGAAAUUCAAGUAAAUUAGAUCUGCCUAUGAUUUUUAUUUUUUACAUAUGAUUUAAAUCUGGCCCUCAAAUGAUUUAUGAUUUUGGUUUCCAUUGACUCAUUGACAAAAAAAAUAACACACCGAGAAGGAAUCCUUGUAAUGAAACUGGGCAGGGGAGGGGUGGUAGUGAACUCUAGCUGGUAACCAGAGUGGAUUAUGUUGAGGUCUCUGCUGUCAUGGUACCUUCUGUGACAGAGGUUAGAAGAUCUGAGAGACUGACUGCACGUGAGGUUAACUGACAGUCUCUUAAUUCUCAGUGUUGUUGUUUGGUAAUGACCACACCUCUUGUC